CGCGCUCUCUCCUCCUCGCAGAGCCGGCCCUCGCGGCUUCCCUGCGUGAGCAUGGCGGCUCGGGGGCGCGGGGCCGCCCUGCGACUCUGCGCCACAGUUAUUUUGCUUGAUAUGGUGCUCAGUAAAGGAUUUGUAGAAGAUUUGGAUGAAUCGUUUAAAGAGAAUCGAAAAGAUGAUAUUUGGCUUGUAGAUUUUUAUGCACCGUGGUGUGGCCAUUGUAAAAAACUGGAACCGAUUUGGAAUGAAGUUGGUCUUGAGAUGAAAAGCAUUGGGUCGCCAGUUAAAGUUGGAAAGAUGGAUGCUACUUCCUAUUCUAGCAUUGCUUCAGAGUUUGGAGUUCGAGGUUAUCCAACAAUUAAGCUAUUAAAGGGGGACUUGGCAUAUAAUUAUAGAGGACCACGAACUAAAGAUGAUAUUAUUGAGUUUGCACACAGAGUGUCUGGGGCUCUCAUUCGGCCACUUCCAAGCCAGCAAAUGUUUGAACAUGUGCGGAAGAGACAUCGUGUAUUUUUUGUUUAUAUAGGUGGAGAGUCACCUUUGAAGGAGAAAUACAUAGAUGCAGCAUCAGAAUUAAUUGUGUACACGUACUUCUUUUCAGCUUCAGAAGAAGUGGUUCCUGAGUAUGUCACCUUGAAAGAAAUGCCUGCUGUGCUUGUUUUCAAAGACGAAACCUACUUUGUUUAUGAUGAGUACGAAGAUGGUGAUCUGUCUUCUUGGAUCAACAGGGAGAGAUUUCAGAAUUACCUUGCUAUGGAUGGAUUCCUGUUGUAUGAACUUGGAGACACUGGAAAGCUUGUGGCUAUUGCAGUUAUUGAUGAGAAAAAUACAUCAGCUGAACAUACCAGAUUAAAGUCAAUUAUUAAGGAAGUUGCUAGCAAUUACAGAGACCAGUUCCACAGGGAUCUUCAGUUUGGCCAUAUGGAUGGAAAUGACUAUAUCAAUACCUUGCUGAUGGAUGAGUUGACGAUUCCAACAGUCGUCGUCCUGAACACGUCCAACCAGCAGUACUUCGUGCUGGACAGACAGCUCAGGAACGCCGAAGAUAUGGUCCAGUUCAUUAACAGCGUCCUGGAUGGCACAGUAGAGGCCCAAGGAGGUGAUAGCAUUUUGCAGAGAUUGAAAAGAAUAGUAUUUGAUGCCAAAUCUACUAUUGUGUCCAUAUUCAAGAGCUCGCCACUCAUGGGCUGCUUCCUCUUCGGCCUGCCACUGGGCGUCAUCAGCAUCAUGUGCUACGGGAUCUACACGGCCGACACGGACGGGGGGUACAUAGAAGAACGGUACGAAGUGUCCAAGAGUGAGGUUGAAAACCACGUGCCGGCAGCAGAGAGCAGGGACCCGCAGGGGCCAGGAGACGCGCCGGUGCCCGCGGCGCAGGAACCCAAGGACGCGCUGGAGAAGAAGCAGGACUGAGCAGGGCCGGUGCCAGUGUUUGCUUGAAUUUCCCAUUAUCAGAGCCUAUUUAUUGAAUUUAGACAUUUAAUCAUGAUCUUUACAGAAGAGGACAUGUUAUUUGUAUUUUGCUAAUAUCAAGUGCAUGGAUUAAAGUAGUCCUGCCGUGAGUGGGGAGUUGUGUGGAGCGAGAGGUGAGGUGCUUGUGUAAAACAAGAGAACAAACUCAGAGCACUGCGUCAGCUUACCUGUAGAUGUCAUUAGAUCAGUUCUGUUUGCAUGUUUCUCUACCUGAAUAUUCUGUGACAAAAUGGAGAUCUUUGGGCAGAAUAUUUAAGUUGGCCAGUCAGGCAGCAGGCAGAUACGGUUUGAUGUAGAAAAGUGCAACCUCCACCUCCUACCAUCCAUUCUCAUCACGUAUUUUGGAUAACAUUUAUAUGGACAAAUUAAGUCUUUAAAAUUUAGGCACUUUAAGGAAAAUGAGUAAAUUUUCCACAGGUCAGAUUAAGAUGACAAGAAUAAAGAUAAUUUGGUUUUAUAUAGCAUAGCAAUUUUAUUUUGUUAGUCGUUUUUAAAGGAGAAGAUACAUUAAUUUUUAAUUUUAUACUCAGUUGCAUUGUUACCAAUUUUCCUAUGGCCCUGUACAGUGAGGGAGAAUAGUCUCACGUCUGAUCUUUGCAACGUCUAAGGGUUUCCCCAGAGCGGUGAGCUGGCCCCGGGCCUCUCCCCAGGCAUCUCAGCCUUCUCGGCCGCGUCCUCGCGAGGGCCUCUUCCUCCCGCCCUGCUUGAGCCACCACAGCCGGCUUUUCUCUUUUAUAUCUAGGGGUUUCCUCUAUCAGUUUCCUUUGAUUAAAAAGCUCCUGCUGUUUUUUAAAAAGUAAUGUAUAUCCUAGUUUUAUGUUGAUGGUAUAGUCACUUAUGAUCUGACGUGUGCGUGCAUGUAAACAGAGUUUACUGACAUUUGUCUGUUACAUCAUAUGACGGGCACGUCCGUAUUCACAGUUAGUCAUGAGUGAUGGGACCGGCCUGUCAGCGAGCAUGCAUGCCCAGCGUUAAAGCAUCUCCGGUUACCUUCUCCAGCCUCACAGUUCUGUCACCCACUUCAGCCAGCGACCCUUCGUUGUCUGUCUAUAAAGAAGCGACGUGCAAAUUCCACCCCAAGUGAUGUACAGACUGGGGUGUUUCUUAAGUGACAGUUUGCAAUGAUUGUUGUAGAGUAGUUUAUAUUGAGCUGAGUCUAGGAUUGUUAUGAGGUGACUGUUAUUAUUUGGCUGAUUAUUUGAGUAGUUGAGUUACCCAAUGUAAGGGAUUUUAUUAAAAUUUUAAAAGGUUUAAUCACUUUAAAAAUAUGUCUCUCGUGGCCCUGAUACUGCAGUGCUGAGGGCUUUGUUCCCAGAGGGCAGCCUUUGUUUAUUUUUGAUGCCAGGUUGAUUGAAACUGCACUGAAACUCCUGAGUCCUGUGCUGAGGAAUCGUCGGUGGCUUUCACUGUGUCCAUGUGCUCUUCUCUGCAAUGAUUCAUCCUCACACGUCACGUCUGCCACCCGCUGCGCUGCUUGCUGCGUGCAGUCACAGGGGCUUUCAGGAAAUGGAGUAGGAUGUUCUUAAAUGGAAGUUGGAGAGAAAGUGUCCACAGUAGACUGCUUUCCAGGGAGGAGCGAGCGACGCUGUGGGGAGAUGAGUGGACGCUGUGGGGAGAUGAGUGGUGGGUCGGAGCCAGGCUGGCGUCUCCGCAGGGCAGGGCUGAGGCCAGCAGGGUGCCCUCGGCCUCAGGCUCGUAGCGUGGUGUGGCCAGUGAUGGGAGUGGCCUGGGAAGAGCCAUUGCAUUUUCUUCAGAUUCCUCAGCUCAGGUGCCCCUCACCGCCUUUUCUUGUCUCUUGUCACAUCAGCGGAAGAGCCGCCCCAGGGGCAGAAAGCAGGCGUGCUUCAGCAGCGGAGUCCAGUGGCGGCCUCGCCUUCUGCCAUUUUCUGGUCUGUGAGUUAACGUCUGGGUCUCCGUCGUCUCUUCCACAGUUCUGCACUGUUGCGCGGUGGCCUGUGUUUUCAGAAUGUCUGAUGGGGACACAAGGUGUGAGGAUGGUUUCUAAGUGAUUUAUUUCAUAUUAAGGCUUUGCUUUUUACUUGUUUCUAUUUGAGGAUGUCGUCACAUUUCUUGCAGAUUUAAAAUAUUUGCUCACGGGUGUGCUUUGCCUUCAGUGUGACAGCAGAGCUGGGGAGGAAAGCUCCCUCCAAAAUCAGUUUCUUAAUCUAGUCGGAAAGUGUCGGUGUUCCUCUAAUUCCAUGCUGCCUCUCGAGGCCGCGCGCUGAUGGGGGACCGCCCUUCAGCCAGCUGGAGAUGCCUUAUGCCUUGUCUUUGAGUUGUGACAUAGUUCGACUUGCACAGUAACUCCUAAAACCCAGAAUUCUGCGCGCUUGCUGUUGCUGAAUCUGGUGCUCAGACAUUAUUUAAAGAUAUUCCAAGGAGAGAAAGCACAUAUUUUUAUCAAGCCGUGCAACCCAUUAUUGGUGGCGCUGCUUUUUGUUCGUUUCAUGGGCUAUGAUACCGUCUGCCUAGCUUCUGUUGUCUGAAACUUGUCUGAGGUGUUACACCUGUAAUUUUUGUUUUCUUCCUCUCAUGUCGAGUCAGAUGUCUGAUUUAGAAACGGGAUUAAGAGCCAAGAUGUCUUGAGGUUGAAGAAUGGGUCUGUAUGAAAAAUUAACUGCGUUGUUUUUGUUGAGUGAAUUUUCUGGUCUUGGUUCUGGUCUUGUGUUUGGUUCAGGGGCUUUUUUAGUUUGGAUUUCGCAAAAAAGUAAUUUAAGUACUUUCAUCGUUGCUUCAUAUGCUAUGGAGGUUGGACAGGGGAAAAAAUCACUGAGCUCUUCUUAUGCAGAAAUUGGUCAAAUAAACCAGUGCUGGGUGUUAGGACUAGCAGUUGGUGGGACUAGGUUUGCCAUUUAUUUUUAUAAAUAUAUAUUUUUUCUGAAUGGGUCCGAGUCCAAGAGUGGGCAACAAAUAAUUUUCUACUUUGGACUAAUCUAUAAAGGUUUUUGAAAGUCUGUAUUACUCACUUGUUGAAUUCAUGAGAUCUUGCCUAUGGCACCAACUGUAAGCCUUUGUUUUCUAAAAUGAAUAAAUUGAAAACAUUU
Messenger RNA from Talpa occidentalis (Iberian mole), 4514 nucleotides. It is a transcript of the gene TMX3, whose product is annotated as thioredoxin related transmembrane protein 3. Gene Ontology annotation, biological process: peptidyl-cysteine oxidation. Gene Ontology annotation, molecular function: protein disulfide isomerase activity. The transcript has 16 exons. The record is from RefSeq and is a predicted model, not a curated record. Gene Ontology annotation, cellular component: endoplasmic reticulum. Lineage: Eukaryota; Metazoa; Chordata; Mammalia; Eulipotyphla; Talpidae. The coding region runs from base 52 to 1410 and encodes 452 amino acids.